CCACCGCAGUCUGGCUGGAGUCGUCGGCGCCCUGGUACGCGCGGCCCGGGACCCGGGAGGGGGAGCGGGACCGACCGCAGCCCGAGCCCUUGUGGCGCACAAAGCCGCCGACCCCGGCCCGGGGCGUGAGCCGCGGCCGCAGUCCGCGAGCAGCGCGGCGCGCCCUAUGCACCCGCGCCCCCGCCGCGGCAGCCUGAGCGCCCGGAGAGAACGCGCCACCGCGGGGCCUGGGUGCAGCUAGCGACCCUCGCCCCCCAGCGCGCCGCCGGAGGUGAGCAGUGAGCGAAGCGAGCGGGACGGCAGCGAGGCGCUCGCGGGCCCCCUCCUGCUGCCCGGGCCCGGCCGGCUCAUGGCGGCCAUCCGCAAGAAGCUGGUGGUGGUGGGCGACGGCGCGUGCGGCAAGACGUGCCUGCUGAUCGUGUUCAGCAAGGACGAGUUCCCCGAGGUGUACGUGCCCACCGUCUUCGAGAACUAUGUGGCCGACAUCGAGGUGGACGGCAAGCAGGUGGAGCUGGCGCUGUGGGACACAGCGGGCCAGGAGGACUACGACCGCCUGCGGCCGCUCUCCUACCCGGACACCGACGUCAUCCUCAUGUGCUUCUCGGUGGACAGCCCGGACUCGCUGGAGAACAUCCCCGAGAAGUGGGUGCCGGAGGUGAAACACUUUUGCCCCAACGUGCCCAUCAUCCUGGUGGCCAACAAGAAGGACCUGCGCAGCGACGAGCACGUCCGCACAGAGCUGGCGCGCAUGAAGCAGGAGCCCGUGCGCACGGACGACGGCCGCGCCAUGGCCGUGCGCAUCCAAGCCUACGACUACCUCGAGUGCUCCGCCAAGACCAAGGAGGGCGUGCGCGAGGUCUUCGAGACGGCCACGCGCGCCGCGCUCCAGAAGCGCUACGGCUCGCAGAACGGCUGCAUCAACUGCUGCAAGGUGCUAUGAGAGGCCGCGCCCGCCCGUCUGCCCCCGCCUGCGCGGCGCCCCCUCCCGGGCCGGUCCCCCAGCCAGCCGUGGGGAGGGGAGGCCCACGCCCCUGCAAGGACCCCACCAGACUGCCUGGCGUCUGCGGGCGGCUCUGGCUCUCGCGCCGAGAAGCGCGUGGGCACCGGGCGCCCCCUUCCCAGUGUCUGUGUGCGUCCAGCUGUGUGGCACAGGCCCGGGCGCCCCCGCUGAGUGCCAAGGGUCCCCUGGACAACCUGUUCUGAGGAUCAGAGCCUCAGAGCGUGUGACUGCGUGUACGUUCUACUGCCCCCUCGCUCACAUUGUCACACCACCCCCGCCUUGGGUCCCCCCGGGGUGGGGGUGGGGGCCGCGCCCCAUCGGAUGUUAGCCCGUAACCCGCGAGCGCCUUCUAUCCCUUGUUUGUAACAUAGACCCCGGGAACUGCGGGAGGGAGGGCUGGGGAGGAGGAGGGGGGUGUUCUAUAAAUACAGAUAUAAUUUUAUUUUCGGAGGUAAGAUGGUGUUAUUUAAUGGUCGUGGUGGGUGGAGUGACCAGGGCGUUAGAACAGCUCUGGCCCCGGGCUGGGUCAGGCGCCCAUCCAAGCAUGACCAGGACUUGGCCAUCUUUCUGAGCCCUGGGGAAGACAUUUGCAACUGAGUUGGGGCUGAAGGGACACAGCUUUUAGAAGCAGCAGGUGCUGCCAGCCCCCAGCGAACCUCUCUCCAGCAGGAGGAGGGGCGGGGCGUGUGCUGGGGGCCUUGUUGUUGCCAUAAGCGAACUCUGUGCCUGACAAGUGAAAACUGUUCAGUCCAAGAAACGGAUGUUUUUUUGAUUUAUUUAAAAGCUGAAACUUUUUUUUUUGGAAAGAAUUCUUUGCACAGUUGUUUCAUUGUUUGACACUUAAUGCACUUGUCAUUUGCAUAAGGCAGUAGCAUUCUGUAUGCUGUAACCUCAUCUACUUCGGAUUUAUUUUUUUUGAAUGAUGAUUUUGAAAACAAGGAAAAGAAAAAGAAUUUACUAAUUUUUCCUUGGUUUUCUCGAGAAAAGUGGCACCACUGUUUUGAGAUUUUAUUUGUGCAAGUCAUGCACACUGUUUUGAUAAGGGACAGUAACCCGUGUUGGGGCCUAUUGAGAACUUUUUUGUUUUCCCUGCAAGGCAGCCUCUGCAGCUAUGUGAAGUUUUCUCUGCUUCUCUGUACAGAGAAUAAACCUGCCCGUUUCUCCCCUCCCCCUUCCUGCCCAGUGGUACUUCUACUAAACUGUUGUCUUGUUUUUUUAUUUUUCCAAUAAACUGACAAAUGACAAAGUGGUGAGCUUAUGAUGUUUACAUAAAAGUUCUAUAAGCUGUGUAUACAGUUUUUUAUGUAAAAUAUUAAAAGACUAUGAUGAUGACAUUUAUAAAA
This is a messenger RNA of Oryctolagus cuniculus (rabbit), 2343 nucleotides long. RefSeq names its product ras homolog family member B (gene RHOB). Gene Ontology annotation, biological process: small GTPase-mediated signal transduction. NCBI's taxonomy places the organism in Eukaryota, Metazoa, Chordata, Mammalia, Lagomorpha, Leporidae. Gene Ontology annotation, molecular function: GTPase activity; GTP binding. The record is from RefSeq and is a predicted model, not a curated record.